Molecule: messenger RNA, 342 nt
Organism: Phytophthora infestans T30-4
Lineage: Eukaryota; Oomycota; Peronosporomycetes; Peronosporales; Peronosporaceae
Exons: 3
Coding region: 1-342 (113 amino acids)
Biological process (GO): protein phosphorylation
Molecular function (GO): ATP binding; protein kinase activity
Source: RefSeq, a predicted model, not a curated record
AUGUCUUUUUGUGUCGCUAUAACGUGGCGCUUGCUGCAUGACGCAGCCUUGGGCUUGCAAUCCCUACACCAGAACAACAUUGUGCACGGGGAUCUCAAAUGUAAUCAAAUUCUAGUGAGCGAAGACUUAACGGCCAAGCUGACAGAUUUCGGGAUGAGCUUUGUGUCGCUGGAGUCGAGGCCAACCACCACGAGUGGAGCUGUGCGCUGGAAGGCGCCCGAGCUGUUGACUCACGAGGGCUGUGCUCCAACGUUUGCGUCGGAUAUCUAUUCCUUUGGGAUGUGUGUCGUAGAAGCGAGAAGUGGAGGCGUUCCGUGGAGAAGCGAUCUGCCGAAUCGAUGA